AUUCAGUUUAUUGUCACCUUGUCUCUCUCGAUCCCCAAUUCGUGGACUAGGGUUACCUUUUUAUACACACUCAUCGCGCAAAAACAAACGAAUCCAGAUCGGAAAAAUGGCGAUGAGGAGAGUAUACAGCGAGAUCAAAGGCAAGAAAGUGAAGGAGCUUCCUUCCUACAUCAAAUCCUCGUUUUCAACUCAAUCCGUGAAGACAUAUGUGAAGAAAGGUCUCGAUAACUACAACGACAAAUACAUUCAGACAAGCUCCGUCCAGCCUCUCCUCCAUAUCUGUUUCGGAGGCAUGGCUUUCUCUUACCUCGUCGCUCUCCCUCACGAGCGUCGCCAUCUCGAGCACCAGCAGCAUGCUAAGGAGCACGGUGGUCAUUGAUCUCUCCAGAGGUUGGUUUCUGCGAUUAUGACGAGUGAAGAAUGAAUGUCUUGUUAUUUCCUUUUUUUUCUUGAAACUCCUGGAUUGAUAUUAUUGUUGAUCUAAAGGAAAACCUUUUUUUUUUUUU
Molecule: messenger RNA, 506 nt
Organism: Eruca vesicaria subsp. sativa (arugula)
Lineage: Eukaryota; Viridiplantae; Streptophyta; Magnoliopsida; Brassicales; Brassicaceae
Source: the annotation of a GenBank genome assembly